UAAUUCUUGGAAGCUUUCCGCUUCCUGUUUCCUCAUAGUAGCUAGCUACCGCAAACAGCCUGUGCGAUACAUUAGUUAUUAAAUUACUGCUACUGUUAUCAGCCCUGUAGCUGUAGCCGUUUGUUAAAGAUGAACACGGUCCUGUCCAGAGCUAACUCUCUGUUCGCUUUCUCUCUGAGCGUCAUGGCGGCCUUAACGUUCGGCUGUUUUAUCACGACAGCGUUCAAAGAUAGAAGAGUUCCUGUGGACAUCCACGUCGCUAAAGUCAUGCUGAAGAACGUUGACGACUUCACAGGACCCAGGGAGCGCAGUGAUCUAGGCUUCAUCACCUUUGACCUCUCAGCUGAUUUGCAGCCAAUUUUUGACUGGAACGUAAAACAACUGUUUCUCUACCUGUCUGCUGAGUACUCCACAAAGAGCAAUUCUCUGAACCAGGUGGUGCUGUGGGACAAGAUUGUCCUUCGAGGUGAAAACACCAAACUGAACUUCAGAGACAUGAAGUCCAAAUACUUCUUCUUCGAUGACGGCAAUGGACUCAGGGCCAACAAGAACAUCACUCUGACACUGUCGUGGAACGUCGUUCCCAACGCCGGAAUCCUGCCUCUCGUUGCCGGAAGCGGAUACGUCAGCCUCCCGUUCCCAGACGCAUACGAGACCACCAAGAGCUAUUAGACCGAGACGCACACACUGUACUGAUGAAACCAGACUCACUCACACUGUACACACACACGUUUCUUCAUAAAUGUAAAAGAAUUUUUGGUUUGUAAUAAAAGUUGAGAGUGGAA
Molecule: messenger RNA, 785 nt
Organism: Morone saxatilis (striped sea-bass)
Lineage: Eukaryota; Metazoa; Chordata; Actinopteri; Moronidae
Gene: spcs3
Product: signal peptidase complex subunit 3
Exons: 5
Coding region: 130-672 (180 amino acids)
Biological process (GO): protein targeting to ER
Cellular component (GO): signal peptidase complex; membrane
Source: RefSeq, a predicted model, not a curated record